Messenger RNA from Eimeria acervulina, 2643 nucleotides. Its product is annotated as SET domain-containing protein, putative. Gene Ontology annotation, cellular component: SWI/SNF complex; nucleus. The record is from RefSeq and is a predicted model, not a curated record. Gene Ontology annotation, biological process: regulation of transcription by RNA polymerase II. The transcript has a single exon. Bases 1 to 2643 code for a protein of 880 amino acids. Lineage: Eukaryota; Apicomplexa; Conoidasida; Eucoccidiorida; Eimeriidae. Gene Ontology annotation, molecular function: transcription coregulator activity.
AUGCAUGGCGACUGGCAGCCGUCCCUGCUGUCUUCUUCUUCCUGCUGCUCCGAUACUUCUUCGUUCUCCGGCAGCAGCGAUGAAGACAAUGGCGCUGCUGCUGCUGCUGCUGCUGCAACUGCACCAGCAAGUCUGCAGCAACAGCAACAGCAGCAGCACAAUAUACCCCCGCCCCACCAACAGCAACACUCCUACCGCCAGCACUUGCACAAGCAUCACCAGCAGCAGCAGCAGCAGCAGCAGCAGCAGCAGCAGACUGAUAGCCGAGCAAGGGCCUCUAGAAGGGGGAGGGGCGCUGCUGCAGCACUUCGUGGCAGAAGUAAAACGAAGCCUCGUUCAAACAGCAGCAGCAGCGGCAGCAGCAGCAGCAGCAGCAACAGCAGCAGCAGCGGAGCAGCAAAAAGCCUCCCGAUCCCAGCCAAAGGUGCUGAUGCUGCUGCUGCUGCUGCCGAGCAAGGCCUGCAGCAGCAACAACACUUCUGCAGCGAGCAGCAGCAACCGCUGGAGCAGCAACAGCUGCAACAGCAACGCCACCUACAGAAGCAGAUAGGACAGAUGCAGCAGGAUGCCGUGCCAGAGCAGCAGCAGCACCUUCUGCAGGAGAAGGGAAUGCAGCCGCAGCAGCAGCAGCAGCAGCAGCAGCAACAGCAGUCGCAGCAGCAACCGCUGCAGCGGGAGCCACAACAGCAGCUACAUUCAGCAGAAGCUACCAGCAGCAGCAGCAUUGCUGCUGCUGCUACGGAACAAUGCGCAGCAACAAUGGCUGCUGCUACUCAGGACCUUCAGCAGCAGCAGCAACAACAUGCAUCUCUUGACGCUGCGCUACCAGGAAGGGAGCAGGAGCUGAUGCAGCAGCAGCAGCAGCAGCACAUGCAGCAGCACAUGCAGCAGCAGCAGCAGCUGCUGCACGCAUUUUCAGAGUCAAGUGCGCCAUUGAUCACGUCAGCAGAGGGUCCGGUUGCUGCUGCUGCUGCUGUUGAUGCUACUGCAGCAGCAGCAACAGGGAGACAAGGAGAAGCACAAGAUCUAGCAGCAGAAGCUGCAGCAAAGGUGGGCGCAGCGGCAGAAGCCAAGCGUGCCGCUGCAGCAGCAGCAGCAGCUCUUUCAACCCCCCCUUCGUUAAAGGAACUUGUGGCGCUGGUUGCUGCUGCAGCAACAGGCAGCAGCAGCGGCAGCAGCAGCAGCAGCAACAGCAGCAGCAACAGCAGCAGCAGUUGGUACUCCGCGGAGAACCUGCGUCUCAGCGAGCGCAGCGAUCGCUACUUCUUCGUUAGGCAGCCACCGGAUGCAGCAGCAGCAGCAGCAAAAGAUCUUGCUGCUGUGCUGCUGUCGCAUCCUGGAGGCCUCUUCGAUGUAUUCGAGCCCUGCCCGCAGCAGCAGGUGCAGCAGCAGGAGCAGCAGCAGCAGCAGCACAGCAGCAGCAGCAUAAGCGUCAAGAGCGAGCCCUCCGCCCAAAGAAUCGCUGCAGCAGAGACUGCUGCAGCAGUUGUACCGCAGAAACGGCCGCUGCAGCAGCAGCAACAGCAGCAGCAGCAGCAGCAGCAGCAGCAGCAGCAGCAGCACGUGAAGCAGCAAGGACAGGAACAGCAGCAGCUGCUGCAGGAGGAGCUGCAGCAAGCAUGUCCUUUUGAGGGCCUUUCAGGUGUACAGGCAGCUCAAGCGCGUUGGCUGCUGCUCAGGGGUAGAGGCAGCUGCAUGCGGCUGCAGUUGCUGCAUGCACUUCAGCUGCUGCUGACAACGGAUGCAUCUGUGCUGCAGCUGCUGAGUCGCUGCUGCCACUUCUGCAGCAGCAACAACAACAGCACAAAAAACUGCGUACUUCUCCCGGAGGCGCCGCAGCAGCAGCAGCAGGCUGCACUAUGGCUGCUGCAUCAACUGCUGCACGUGAGCUACGGCACGAGUAGCAGGGGCAGCAGCAGCAGCAAUAGCGACAGCAGCAGCAGCAGCAGCAGCAGCACGAAGGAAGACUGCCCUUGGAACGAGGUAGACAAUCAAUUUGCUGUACUUGCAGUGAGGUGUAUCGGCAGCAGGUGGCGGCAACAGCUAUUGUCGCACUUGCAGAGCAGCAGCAGCAGCAGCAGCAGCAACAGCAACAGCAUUGAUCUCGAGCCUCCUCCUAAGCGGCUGGCUUUUGAGAGGUUGUUGCGUUUGUCUUCUGGUGCCGCAGCAGCAGCAGCACGUCCUGCUGCCUCCGCAGCAGAAGCAGCAGCAUCAGAUGCAGCAGCAGCAGCUGCUGCUGCUUGUGUUGCAGUGCAGCAAGUGGGGCGUGCCGUGCUGCUGCGGCCUUUUCAUCCGGGCUGCUGCUCUGUGCUGCGGCUGUCUCCUGCGGCAGCAGCAGAAACCUCCUGCACUGCAGCAACAGCAACAGCAGCAGAAGCAUCAACAGCAGCAGCAGCAGCUGAUGCAGCACCCGCUGCUGCUCGCAGAGGAGGGCGUAGGGGCCGCGGUGGCAGGCCCACAGGGCAGCAGCAGCAGCAGCAGCAAAUGCAGCGGCUGCUACGACGCUUAAAGGCGCAGCUCUUCCCAGGCCUUCUGCUGCAGGUGCGGCCCUACGGCAGCAGCAACAGCAGCAGCAGCAGCAGUAAUACCCGCACCAGCAGCAGCAUCGACACGGGGCCUGCUGCUGCGGCAUCGUCACAGUAG